Drosophila pseudoobscura is the source of this 2071-nucleotide messenger RNA. RefSeq names its product dual specificity protein phosphatase 3. Lineage: Eukaryota; Metazoa; Arthropoda; Insecta; Diptera; Drosophilidae. Gene Ontology annotation, biological process: protein dephosphorylation; negative regulation of MAPK cascade. Gene Ontology annotation, molecular function: protein tyrosine/serine/threonine phosphatase activity; MAP kinase phosphatase activity. The record is from RefSeq and is a predicted model, not a curated record. Gene Ontology annotation, cellular component: cytoplasm. The transcript has 7 exons. Bases 281 to 988 code for a protein of 235 amino acids.
UAUUUUGCAAAAAAAAAAAGCAACGCGCGAGACGCCAAAUCCCCGCCGCACACACGACACACACACAUCCGACGCCCGCCCCUGCCCCCGAGACGAAGCGAGUGGAACGGUGACAGGAACAAGGAACAGGAAGAGAGGCACAAGGCACGAGGCAAGAGGCACGAGGCAAGAGGAGGGCUGGGCGCACACUAGAGGAGCAGUAGCUGGAUAGCAGGACACACCACCCACACACACACACCACACACCACCCAACCACCCACCCACCACACACUCAACAAAGAUGUCAUGGAGAUAUGCGCUUUCCACGGACAGAUACAGCAGCAGUAUCGGCGAUAGAUAUAGUCCACACUAUUAUCAGUCGCCCAGCCGCUUGGAGACCUCCGAACAGACCACAGGCCGACAGCUGCAGCGAGUCCUGCACUACUCAAUGGCACCCACACGGGCAUUGCCCGGCCUGAGGCGGGCCGAGUGCGCCAUCCACGAUGUCGACUGCGAUGAGGUCUAUCCGGGCAUCUACAUUGGCGAUGCGGCGGCGGCCAAGAACAAGACGUAUCUGAGAAUGAUGGGCAUCACGCAUGUCCUGAAUGCCGCCGAGGGCUGUCGCUAUGGCCAGGUGGACACAGGACACAGCUACUACCGGGAUAUGCCCAGCAUUAGACGGAACCAUAAGGACUGUGUUUUUAGGUACAUGGGAUUCCCGAUGAUCGAUGCCCCCACGACAGACAUCUCGCGUUACUUCUAUGUGGCUUCCAAAUUCAUAGACAGCGCCAUCAGCAGCGGAGGCAAAAUCCUGGUACACUGCCUGGUGGGGAUGUCCCGCUCGGCCACCUGUGUGCUGGCCUACCUGAUGAUCUGCCGCAAGAUGUCGGCGGUGGAUGCGAUACGCACCGUUCGAAUGCGUCGCGACAUUCGGCCCAAUGAUGGCUUCCUGCAGCAGUUGGCCGACCUCGACAUGGAGCUGAAACGCAAGAAUCUCUAUCCCUAUUAAUGGCAUCAACAAUAAUCUGUGUGACAAAAAGGAAAAGCAAUCGCAACCAAAGAGAACGUAUAUGAGAGGCAACAACAAAUGCUGAAAGCUGCUGUGGCUUUUGUUGGAGGGGUGUACGAAUGGGGGGGGGGGGAUACGUUGUGGAGCUGGAACUCUUCCAAAUCCAAAAUCCAGCAAACUAACCAAAAAAUAAAUACAAAUAAAAAACCGAAAUGAAAAGAAAAAACUAAUAUUGAAAAUGUUGAAAAUCGUUGUUCUAAACAGAAAAAAAAACAAAUUAAUUUAAAAGGCCCAAAAAGCAAAUGACUUAUUAAUGGUAACUUGGUCUUCUUCAUACACACAUAUGUACUCAUUGCCCCCGGAUAAAAACAAAAACAAAUCUGGCAUAUAUAUACUAUAUACGGGAAUCAAGUUAUAUCCAUUCACAGACAGACACUUAGAGACCUAGAUUGUUAGAGAGACACGAUCGAAAACAAACAACAACAACAAAAACAAUACUCGUAAAUUGGCGAUAAAAAAAAAUCGAUAUAUAUAUAUACACUUCUAUAUGCGAUAUAUGCAUUGAACCUAUAUACCUUUUGCCUAUACCCUAGACAUACAGAUUUAUAUACAUGUAUUCCUUACACCCAUAUAUACGUACAUAUAUAUGUAUAUAUUUAUAUAUAAAACGUAUCUUUUUGUAUGGUUCGUCUUUGUUAGAGUUUCUUCGUUUGAUCCCCAUACCGUACAGAACAGAACCCCCUGCCCACAACCAAACAAAAACCCCAAAAACCCCACAUAUAACACAUAGAUGUACUAUGUUUAAGAAGAGCUGAAAAACUAUAGAUCAAGAAACAAUGUAUAGAAUCGAAACCAGAUACUGAUAUAUAACUCGUGUAAUGGAUAUACAAACGCAUGCGUUAUAUACACCUAUACCAUAUAUAUACACUAUAUAUACAUAUACACCAAGUGUGAAAUAAAACCAAAAAACAACAAAAAAACCACUCAUAUUUUCUAGUACAUGUAUAAUGAUGAGCAAAACCAAACGAGAAUCAACUAAAAACUUAAAACUAAUGUCUAAGAAGUGAUUAAUAAUACAACAAA